AGAGAAAAAACGCCCAGUCGCAGAUCGGACCUCAGGGAGAGAGUACUGCCUCGAACUGAUUCACAUUACAGGAGAAAAGAAAGUGUAUUCAACGCACUCUUCCUCACGGAUUAACACAGAAACAGAUAAAAAGAACAUCAUGGGAGGCAAGCUAAGCAAACGGAAAAAGGGAUACGAUGUCAAUGACCCUAAGGAGAAGAAAGAGGAGAGUGUUGGGGCAGCAGUUGAACCAGCUGAGAAAAAGGCAGAGAGCCCUGUGACUGAGUCGGAAGCUGCACCUCAGGAGGCUGCUGCAGUAAGUGCAGCUCCACCAGUGGUAGAGUCUGAGGCACCAGCAGAGUCUGCCUCUCAUUCAGCAGCACAACCAGAGGUGAAGAUGGAUGAUGCCGCACCAGAAAAACCAGUGGCUAAAACAGAGGCAUCUACAGCUGCACCCAAGGAACCAGAAAGUGCUCCAGAGAAACCAGCAGCUGUACCAGAGUCACAAGCAGCAGAGGUACCAGCAUCUGCAUCAGAGGCAACAGCAGUAGAGGCAACAGCUGCUACACAAGAAGAACCAGCAGCAGAGGUACCAGCAGCUGCAUCAGAGGCAACAGCAGCAAAGGUCACAUGUGCUACACAAGAGAAACAAGCAGCAGAGGUACCAGCAGCUGCAUCAGAGGCAACAGCAGUAGAGGCAACAGCUGCUACACAAGAAGAACCAGCAGCAGAGGUACCAGCAGCUGCAUCAGAGGCAACAGCAGCAAAGGUCACAUGUGCUAUACAAGAGAAACAAGCAGCAGAGGUACCAGCAGCUGCAUCAGAGGCAACAGCAGUAGAGGCAACAGGUGCUACACAAGAUAAACCAGCAGCUGCAUCAGAGGCAACAGCUGCUACACAUGAGGAACCAGUAGCAGAGGCAACAGCAGCUGCAUCAGAGGCAACAGCAGUAGAGGCAACAGGUGCUACACAAGAGAAACAAGCAGCUGCAUCAGAGGCAACAGCUGCUACACAAGAAGAACCAGCAGCAGAGUCAACAGCAGCUGCAUCAGAGGCAUCUGCAUCAGAGGCAACAGCUGCUACACAAGAGGAACCAGCAGCAGAGGAACCAGCAGCAGAGGUACCAGCAGCAGAGGUACCAGCAGCUGCAUCCGAGGCAACAGCUGCUACACAAGAGGAACCAGCAGCAGAGGAACCAGCAGCAGAGGUACCAGCAGCAGAGGUACCAGCAGCAGAGGUACCAGCAGCUGCAUCCGAGGCAACAGCUGCUACACAAGAGGAACCAGCAGCAGAGGUACCAGAAGCUGCAUCAGAGGCAACAUCUGCUACACAAGAGGAACCAGUAGCUGCAUUAGAGAUACCAGCAGUGGCACCAGAGGUAUCAGCAGCCAAGGAACUUGCAGAUGCACCAGAAGCAUCAGCAGCCGAGGACCCUUCAGCUACACCUGAGGAACCAGUGACAAAAGAACCUGCAGCUGCACCAGUAGAAGAGGAAUCUGCAGCUGCACCUAAGGCACCAGUGACAGCGAACCCUGUGGCUGCAACAGAAAAACCAGUCGCUGCGCCAGAGAUACCAGUGACAGAGGAACUAGGACCUGAGCCACCUGCAUCUGCACCUGAGGAACAUGCAACUGUCCCAGAGGCUGAGGAUUCUGCAGUUGCACCCAAGGAUCCUGCACCUGUGCUAGAAGAGCCUGUAUUGUCACCUAAACUUGAAGCUUUGCCAGUGGAACCUGUCACAGAGAAAGCAGUGGAGAAAGUGGUUGAGGAGGCUGAAAAUACCAGUGAAUUGUCCACCGAAAUUACAGACACCACUGAGGUUACACCAGAACCAGAGACUGUUACUGAGGCAGCAGCUCCAGAGCCAGUCGCCAUGUCUGCCCCAGUGUUUGAACCGGUCUCCAAGGAAUUGAGUUCAGAGGUUGAGAUGACUGUGCCUUCGCCAGAGGAACCCACACCAGUCACAGAACCUGAAUCUGAAACUGCUCCACCCCCUGAGGUUACACUAACACAAGCAAGUCCUGAGCCAUCCCCAGAAGAGCCAACACAACCCGAGCCUAUGGCAGAACAAAAGAGUGCAGAUGAGUCCAUUCCUGCAAUCGUCAUCUUAGAAUCAACCUCAACCAAUGAGCUAUGCCUUGAGGAACCUGCCUCAACUGUCACAGAUCUGAAGCUGAAUAAUGGAGACUGUGAGAGUGCUGGGUCAGCAGAGGAAUCUGUGUCGACUCUCCCUGAGGUAAAUGGAGAAUGCCAUGAGCAAGCACCAGACAUAGCCCCUACGGAGGUCUUUGAGUCCCCAGUUGAGGCAUGUAUAAAUGGUGUGAAGGACAAAGAACCCCCUCAAGAGCUAAGUGACUGUGAACUGAAAAAGGAGUUGAGUUUGGGUGCUGACUUUCAGGGUCCAGCUCCAAUUGGCGACAUGGUAGAAGUGCCACAGUGAGUCAGCUGAGCUGUCGACCUCAUUUGAGAAAACACCUUCAAAUGUGAAUUCCAUAUUGAUGCAAACAAAAAAGUGAAACAAUCGCCUGACAACACAGGCUUUUUGAAAAAUAAAUGUGAAAAAUGCCUGUUGGUUCUCUCAGGCAAAAGAAUUUCUGGUUAACCAAAAAAAAAAAAAAAUACAACCACCCAAGAGCUAAGAUUGUGAGAAACAAAGAAUUAAACAGUGAGGGGAAAAGCCUUAAAGGAAAUGGGAGGGAGAGACUGAGAGAGCGAGAGACAGAGAAAAAGAGAGCGCAUGGUCUUUGAAGUCUUUGUGGUCGGUGUCCUGCUGUCAUUGCAGAGGGUGAGCUUACAGGCUUGGUUAAAUAUGUAAGCCACAGAAAUGAUGAUUAGACGUGAACAGAAUUAGAAAAAAGUACAUUAAGAUGGCAGAACAGAAAUGCUGGACAGUAACAAUGGUAAAAAUGAAUGAACAGAAUCAAAUUUUGUGUGUGAGACUGAUCCAUAUUGAAAUGGUUUAUUGGAUUAGCAUUUAAUAGUACCAAAUCUAAUUUAGACUACAUUUCUGUAUACUGAGAUUUGAGGAUGAAGCAUUUUGAACUUUUCAUGUUGGUAGAAUCAGUGGGGAAUGUUCAUUUCAACUUAAUGGCUUGGAAAAUAAAAUAAAACACUGUUAUACCUUAAAAA
Molecule: messenger RNA, 3108 nt
Organism: Carassius auratus (goldfish)
Lineage: Eukaryota; Metazoa; Chordata; Actinopteri; Cypriniformes; Cyprinidae
Product: cell surface glycoprotein 1-like
Exons: 2
Coding region: 140-2419 (759 amino acids)
Source: RefSeq, a predicted model, not a curated record